This is a messenger RNA of Aspergillus heteromorphus CBS 117.55, 1942 nucleotides long. RefSeq names its product SHNi-TPR domain-containing protein. NCBI's taxonomy places the organism in Eukaryota, Fungi, Ascomycota, Eurotiomycetes, Eurotiales, Aspergillaceae. Gene Ontology annotation, molecular function: histone binding. The record is from RefSeq and is a predicted model, not a curated record. Gene Ontology annotation, cellular component: nucleoplasm. Gene Ontology annotation, biological process: CENP-A containing chromatin assembly; DNA replication-dependent chromatin assembly. Bases 231 to 1565 code for a protein of 444 amino acids. The transcript has 2 exons.
AAUAAUAUGUACUCCGCACCUUAUGCAGAACCUAUCUAUACAUUGCUCUUGGCCCACGCCCAACAUCACAUAUACGACUCUUCAAAGCACUGAAUCAAUCAUUGUGCUUGGUAUCUAGCCUUUAUCUUCUUUCCACGCCUCCAUUUUGAGACAUUCUUCGUCAGGGUACCAGCACUCUUUCUUAACCUCGGGAUCUUGCUUUUUAGCAUUGACCAGGGCUGUGUAAGACGAUGAAUCCGCGUACAUCUACAGAAACUAGCAGUGGCGACGCUCGAGCAUCCUUGGACGAACUGAUCAAGCAAGCGGCAGCAAAGGAUGCCAUUAGGGACUUCAACGCUGCCGCCGAGCUGUAUUCAGAGGCAACAGAAUUGCAGGCCAGACUCAACGGAGAACUAGCGCUUGGCAAUGCUGACUUGCUAUUCGCCUACGGAAAAGCCCUGUACAAUGUUGCUGUUAGCAAAAGCGAUGUUCUUGGAUCAAAAGUAGCCGGAGAGUCCCAGGCACAACCGAGCAAGACAUCUCUCGAGAGACCCUCCACCCCAUCAAGAUCAGCGAAUGACAAUGGUCAGAGUACGGGUUCCCAUGGACUAGCUACAGACGCAUCAGAAAAUCAGCAGAAAGACCCUACAGAUGUUUCAAACAAGCCAUAUUUCCAGUUCACGGGUGAUGAAAACUUCGACGACUCGGAUCUUGACGAUGAGGAUGACGAGGAAGUCACUCCCGAUGACGAUGACGACUUUGCCAAUGCUUUCGAAGUACUUGACUUGGCACGAAUACUGUAUCACAAAAGGUCAACUGCGCUUGAGGAGGAAGUCGAUAAAGAAAAAGAUGCGGAGCUGUCUUCUGACAUUAGACAUGUCAAAGAGCGUCUUGCCGACACAUAUGAUUUACAAGCUGAAAUUUCAUUGGAAGCUGAGAGAUUCUUGGAUGCGGUGACGGACUUGAGAGUUGCUCUUGAAUUAAGGCAGUCUCUGUUCCCCACAGAGGAUCCCUCUGUUGCUGAAUGCCACUACAAGCUUUCACUUGCCCUAGAAUUUGGCUCGGUCCAUAGUGAGAAUGACGAGUCCCAUGAUAACAAUGAUCACCGUGGGGAAGUUGGCAAGGAAAUGAGAAAAGAGGCUGCGUUGCAAAUGGAAAGAGCCAUAGAGAGCUGCCGGUUGAGGAUGGAUCAAGAGCAACAGAAGUUGGAUGAUGGUGGUUGUCUAAACGAAGACAAGUUCGCUGCAAUGAAAAGAAAGAUUAUCAAUGUCAGGGACAUAAUAGCAGAUAUGGAGCAAAGGCUUAUCGACCUCCGACGACCACCGGUAUCUACUCACGGUGCAGACGAUACUAUGUUGAAGGGUAUUCUGGGUCAGAUAGUAGGGCAAGCCCCGUCUGAUCAACAAGCUCGGCUUGAUGCAGUCACUAAAGGGGCAAAUGAUUUAUCUGCUUUUAUCAAGAGAAAGCCUGCAGCCAGCCAGUCAUCCCAGAAGAGCGAGCCCCUAGCAAAACGUUCGGCACAACAAGACGUGGAAGGAAAUGAUACAAAAAGGCCCCGAGUGAGUGACACAAGUGCUUCACCUUAAUAAUUUCAUGCAUAUAAACUACCAGUCCUUAACAAGUAUUUUUUUUGUUAUAAUGGUUUGUUUUGUUCGACAACCGUACUGUGCUGCAGACUACUAGGUAGUGGUAGACAACCCUUUACUUCUGGGUGCCGGUGUCGAUAUGGGUUGUCUCAGGUGAGCGGCGUGAAACUGCAGCCUCUGUAGUUUAUAUGGAGAAAUUCUCGCAAGUUCAUUCACGAAUUAUUGAACUGAGAGCUGCCGCUUCCUAGACCCUCGACCCCCUAUCUAUUUAUACCUAGCAGAAUCACGCAGUGAUUGGCGAGGGAAGAAAAGACUAAAGCUUUUAUAUUCGCACCAUCCAUCAACACACCCAGGAAUCUCAGAGCUUCACUCCAGUG